AUGUGCAAAACAAAAGAGGACUCGAAUUACACCACAGUGAACGUUUCAUUCUGUCGAAUAGAUCGUGCAAACCAUCCAUUGCAGCAAGCAAUUUUGGUCGAAACUCCCAUUUUAUGGUCUGCUGGCAAGCAGAUCAUCAGUUUGUACCGUACAAAACGAUGCCGAGCACCAGACAGCAUGGCAAGAGAUACCGAACUAGUCUCCAACGUUAUCACAGAACCAAAAACAGACCGGGCCUAUGGUGCUUGCGAAAUAACAAGGCCAACCGUGUGCGUGCAUCCAAACGAAAAAGGAAAUAUUUACGCCAUAAGAUCUGAUUUACAAACAAAAACCGCGAUCAUGAUAAAUACCGCAGUGCCAAUCAAACGCUCUGCACUCGUACAAAGCUGGUCAGGUGAGGAAUGCCUAAUAAAAUGCUUUAACAAAUUUUAG
Vavraia culicis subsp. floridensis is the source of this 432-nucleotide messenger RNA. RefSeq lists its product as uncharacterized. The coding region runs from base 1 to 432 and encodes 143 amino acids. The transcript has a single exon. NCBI's taxonomy places the organism in Eukaryota, Fungi, Microsporidia, Pleistophoridae. The record is from RefSeq and is a predicted model, not a curated record.